AUGACUGAGCAACUAAAAAUUCUACACUGGAAUUGCCAGGGCCUUGGCAAUAAAAAAAUGGAGCUUCUCCAAUUCGUACAAAACCACAAAAUCCACAUCAUCCUGCUAAACGAAACCCACCUCAAUCCGAAAACUGCUUUCAAACUCCCGAACUACCACACCUACCGAAAAGACCGAGCAGCACCACCAGGUCAGAGGAGCGCUGGAGGUACGGCCAUACUAGUGCUCAACAGGCUCAUCCACUACGAAACUAUCAUUCCGACAAACUCUAUCGAGAACACCACUGUCCACAUCCAAAUCAACCACCACGAGACGAGGCUUUCAGCUGUUUACAAAAGACCAGGAACAAUCCUCCAAACGGCAGAUAUCGACCUCCUGCUGGACACCGAGUUUCCGACCAUCAUCUCAAAACACCCAGCGUGGAACAGCAGAUUGGCCAACCAAGCCGGCCUAGCUCUCAAAAAUCACAUGAAUCGCCGUGACUAUACUAUCGUCGGGCCCGACUCUCCGACUCGUAUCCCUGACCAGCAAAACCAACUACCGGACGUAGACAAUCGUAAGAAAUCCGAUUUUUGA
Macrosiphum euphorbiae (potato aphid) is the source of this 576-nucleotide messenger RNA. Lineage: Eukaryota; Metazoa; Arthropoda; Insecta; Hemiptera; Aphididae. The record is from the annotation of a GenBank genome assembly.